AUCGAAACCGACCCGGGGCGAGCUCGAAAGUUCAACAUCGACUUCGACAUCGGAGCGAGUUGAACAUGAUCCAGACACGAGUCAUUCCACUACAAAGCUAGGAUCCCGUCGCAUAGUCUCUAGAUCUCCUACCCAUAAUGUCCGUCUCAAGAACUGUCCUAGGACUAGCCACUUCAUCGGUCAGGGCAGCGGGAGUGGUACCGCGAGCAGCCGCAGCUGGAUGGGUCGGAAAGAUGGGUGUGGAUAGGUCAUUCUCCUCGUCCAGUCGAUGUGGUGAGGUCAAUGCGGAAUCAUCUACCUCCAGUUUCGCAUCAGCAUCAACACCGCCCGCCCGAACCCAAUCUUCAUCGAGUUCGAAAUCAUCCAUCUCCCGGCAAGACUCUCUCACCGGCCUCCCUCCCGUCCUCCCUCGACCUCACGGCAUCCAAGUCGCUCAGAUCAAGCUCUACUCGCAUACCGCAGAACCUCUCGAACGGUUCUCGCAUUUCGCCCUCCACACCGCUCAUUCACUCAACAUCCCCGCUUCCCGUCCAGCUUCCCUUCCCAUGACCCGGUCCCUGUAUACCGUGCCCAAAUCCCCCUUCGUACACAAAAAGGCUCAGGAAAACUUUGAAUCGCGGAAAUACACCAAGGUCAUCGUCCUCUACGACGCCCACCCUCGGGUGGUAGACAUGUACCUGCGAUACCUCACCCAAAACUCUAUCGCUGGGGUAGGGAUGAAGGUGAAGACGCACGAAUUCCUCGAACUCGGUGUCGGGAAGGGAGAGGUCUUGAAGCAGGUCGAGGGGCUCAAGAGGGAUCUCGGGGAGGACGUCAAGGUCGACAAGGGAGAGAGUGGGGAGGGAGUGGAUGCUCAGAAGAAGGAAUAGAACAGGGUAGAAUUUGGUCAAGGGGUGGAGCCUUGGUGGUGCCGCGGGCUGUUAUAUCAUAUCGCAUUGGAUCUACCGCGUUCGUUAUUGGGCAUGCUCUGCCAGAGUAGAUGCAGGUUUUCCUUCGACGAGGAAGACCACCAGCUUCUGAUCAGCCGUCGCUUUGCCUCAACAAGGCAGAAUGAAGACAGAGAUUGGGAAGUUGAAGCAAUCGGGCCAGUGCAUGCCAGAUCAUACGCCACCGAAUCGUCUUGGAGCUUGAAGGCGAAGGUGGAGCGCUCCACAAAGAUCAACCAUGCUUUCUAUCUCAUGUCCUAUUCCACGUUCGUUGCGUCUAGUAGCCAGUAAUAGCUUGGCAGUGAGGUAAUUGGUAUAUCGGCAUUGUCUUUAUGGUUUAGGACUGAGCGAGCUUAGCGUAGACUCUACGUCAACCGGAUUCGAG
Molecule: messenger RNA, 1311 nt
Organism: Filobasidium floriforme
Lineage: Eukaryota; Fungi; Basidiomycota; Tremellomycetes; Filobasidiales; Filobasidiaceae
Product: ribosomal protein S10
Exons: 3
Coding region: 138-869 (243 amino acids)
Biological process (GO): translation
Cellular component (GO): small ribosomal subunit; mitochondrion; ribosome
Molecular function (GO): structural constituent of ribosome
Source: RefSeq, a predicted model, not a curated record